AUGUCUGUGGAGGACUUUCAUUUCCUCUUGGAGAAAGUGGCUCCACACAUCACAAAGAAGGACACCCAUCUUAGAAAAGCCAUUAGCCCCAAGGACAGGCUUUCUGUUACACUUCGGUUCUUGGCAACAGGCGAAACCUUCAACUCUUUAAGUUUCCAGUAUCGGAUUGGAAGCACAACAACACUUAGCAGAAUUGUAAUGGAGACUUGUUCAGCCCUAACUUCUGUACUACGUGAGAAAUACUUGAAGACACCAAAAACAGAAUCUGAGUGGAAGGCCAUUGCAAAAGACUUCGCUGACAAGUGGCACUUUCCCCACUGCUUAGGGGCUGUGGAAGGCAAACAUAUCUUCAUUCAACCCCCUGCCAAGAGUGGUAGCAUGUUUUUCAACUACAAGUCCAGGUUUUCUAUUAUCCUUAUGGCUGUAGCUGAUGCCAACUACAGGUUUGUUUAUGCAAGUGCAGGAACCCAGGGCAGAGUGUCAGAUGCAGGUGUGUUUGCCCAGUCAGACCUGAGGGUUGCUAUGGACACUGGUGUACUGCAUCUUCCCCCUGAUGAUACCCUACCCAACAUUGAUGCUGUGAUGCCCUACAUGUUCAUUGCUGAUGAGGCCUUUCCGCUCAGAAAGGAUGUCAUGAUGAAGCCCUAUCCUUUUCGAAAUCUGAACAUUAAUCAGAAGAUUUUUAAUUACCGUCUUUCCAGGGCACGCCGUGUCGUUGAAAAUGCCUUUGGAAUUUUGACUAAUCGAUCUGAUGCCUAUGUGCCACCUGCCUACGUGGAUUAUGAGAAUGCCAACCAUCAUCUUAUUGAAGGAGCAUGGAGGACUGAGGGAGCACUACAGACUGCAUCAAUGGGAAGGGCAAGAAACCCCCCAGUGGAAGCAAAGAAGCAAUGA
Messenger RNA from Triplophysa rosa, 894 nucleotides. RefSeq lists its product as uncharacterized. The record is from RefSeq and is a predicted model, not a curated record. Bases 1 to 894 code for a protein of 297 amino acids. Lineage: Eukaryota; Metazoa; Chordata; Actinopteri; Cypriniformes; Nemacheilidae. The transcript has 4 exons.